Paramecium octaurelia is the source of this 1289-nucleotide messenger RNA. The record is from the annotation of a GenBank genome assembly. Lineage: Eukaryota; Ciliophora; Oligohymenophorea; Peniculida; Parameciidae.
AUGAAGCCUACAGCCAAGGUCUUCGAAUACUUGAACAAAUACAAUUAUUAUCUGCCCUAAAACUGUGAGUAAGUAUAGAAAAUGUAACUACAAUUCAUACUUCUAGGUUUUAUGAACAAAUGGUCUAGCAUUUGUAAUUAGAAGAUAGUUUCAGGAACUCAUUCAUUAGUUAAAUUGCAUAGAUUUAUCAAAGGGCAUAAAAGGAAACUGAAUUUAGACAACUCAUUCAUGAUACUUGGCUUGGAUUCAUAUAGAGAACUCCAAUUAAGGAAAUAUGUUAGUUGAAUUAAUAAGAAAUGAAAGAUGUCUAGGAAUUCAUUUUAAAAGUCUUAUUGGAGCCAACCUUGUUUGAUAUCACUUUUGUGGAUGAACUAUUAAUGAAUUACGAGACUUAUUUCAAUUCUGUAAAUACAAUUAAUGUAUUGUAGAAUAAAGGACUAGCCUAGUUAGUAGUUAGGAACAGGUUUAGAGUGACGAUCACUAAAUUGAUAUGUAGUAAAUUCAUAUUAUCAUUGGAUGAAAAAUUUAGAUAAAAAGUUCGCUCAUUUCUAUUUGACACUUACCUUAAAAAGAUAGAGACUCUAGAUUAGACUGCAGUAAUUUAAACUGAGUUUUUGACAAUUCAAAAUUUCUAUUAGAAGAUGUUUGAAUAAUUAUUUGAUAUCUAGGAAGCGCAAGGGUCUAUUUAUAAUAUCAUGAAAAAGGUGAUAGAUAUCAUAGUCAGAGAACUAUCCAAUACUGUUUAUUCAUUGGAGAUAUUCACUCAAUUCUAUCAACUUUAUAUUGAAAAGGAUAAGAUUCUAUUUGAUAAAUAUGAUCAGAAAACUAAUAUUGAUCAUAAUAAAUUAGCAAAUGAAAUCUUGUAGAAGUAUAAGGAACAUGAAAAUCUGAGAGAUGCGAUAAGACAAAUUGUUCACAAGGUCUUUCAUAGUCAGAAUAUUGAGUAUAAGAAAUUGUUGAAGGAGUUGGUGUCGUAAGACAUAUACAAUCGAGAGAAUGAACCAUGGGUUGUUUAGAUCUUGAGGGAAUUUGAUUAGUAUCAAAUUCAGAAGAAUCGUAAACAACCUAUUGAGAAUGAGUAUCACACUUAUUUGAGACUCCAAGGAUUUACUUAUAAAGGAGAGAAAAGAGGAGAAUUAGAAUAUGAUCAUGCUAAAUUCUCUCUUAUUAUUCAUGAUCAAACUAAUUUCUCAGUGACUAAUAAAAUAAUGAAACAAACCAAGAGAUUUAUAUCUAUCAAAGAAGCUCAUCAUUAUAUACAAAGUAGUCUCUAGAAUCUUAAUAAUUGA